CAUUUCACUGCGAUGUUGAAGGAAAGUGGAGUAGUAUUUGAAAGUAGCGCUGGCAAAAAUCCUUGCAAAUUUCGCCUAGGUGAUGAAGAAGUAAUGGAUGGUUUUAAUAUGGGCAUUGAUGGUAUGCGUCUUGGUGAUAAGAGGAGACUUAUAAUCCCUCCAUCUCUAGGUUUUGGAGAAGAAGGAUUUGGUACAAGUGUACCUCCAAACUCAUGGUUGGUGUACGAGGUUGAAUUGGUUGGCGUGCAACGUUAACCUGACAUGCCCAUUGUUCUCUCAAAUAGAAGCAUCGGAUGUUUUUAUAGUGAAGUUCAACUUAAGGCGUUAUAUUUCAAUCCAACUUGGACUUUGAAGUAGUAGUAUUGCUUUUGUCUUUUUCUUAGUAUGAACAUUUGAUUGAGAAGUCUGCAUAAUUUGGAGUGUUGAGAUUAUAUUGAACAGUACUGAUUUAAGUACCUUGUCUUAUUUGAGUUUCCUUAUCUGUUAG
Molecule: messenger RNA, 487 nt
Organism: Sesamum indicum (sesame)
Lineage: Eukaryota; Viridiplantae; Streptophyta; Magnoliopsida; Lamiales; Pedaliaceae
Source: RefSeq, a predicted model, not a curated record